GCUAGUCGGGGGCCUGGCCGGACUCUUCGGGGGACUCUUAUCUAGUGAUGUGUAACCCACAGGAUGCCCAACAGCAUUGGAAAAAGGUUUAAACCCACGAAAUACAUCCCGGUCUCCACCGCCGCUGCCUUGCUGGUCGGAUCCACCACUUUGUUCUUCGUCUUCACGUGCCCCUGGUUAACAAGAGCCGUCUCCCCAGCCAUCCCUCUGUACAAUGGGCUCGUUUUUCUUUUUGUCCUCGCAAACUUCAGCAUGGCGACAUUCAUGGACCCAGGGGUUUUUCCACGAGCAGAUGAAGAUGAGGAUAAAGAUGACGAUUUCCGAGCUCCGCUGUACAAGAACGUGGAGAUCAAAGGGAUCCAAGUACGGAUGAAAUGGUGUGCCACUUGCCACUUCUAUCGCCCUCCCCGUUGCUCCCAUUGCAGCGUCUGUGACAACUGUGUGGAGCAGCUCUUUGCAGUUUACAGAACAGCAGGGGAACAAUCCGUGGAUCUCCUGUUGUUACUUCUCAUUAAAUGCUCAGAUGGCAGAUGGGAGCUCACGCGGCGGUGUGAUGUUCAACCUAUGUCUGUCAUGUGUGUGGCUGGGUUGUUCUUUAUUCCGGUCAUUGGCCUCACGGGCUUCCAUAUUGUCCUAGUGGCGCGAGGACGCACAACCAACGAACAGGUGACAGGUAAAUUCCGCGGAGGAGUGAAUCCUUUCACUCGAGGAUGCUGUGGUAAUGUGGAACAUGUUCUCUGCAGCCCUCUGGCACCCAGGUACAUUGUUGACCCAAAGAAGAAACAGCCGGUAAGCGUGAAACCACCCUUUCUGAGACUGGAUUUAACUGAGCGGCAGAUUACAGUCAAAAUAAGUGACAACGGCAUUCAAGCCAACCUCAACCGGAGCAAGUCUAAAGUUAGCCUGGAAGGGCUGGAUGAGAAAAGCCUGGACAUCCAGCCACCUCUACCACCCAAAGGAGACUCCAGCAAAUACAGUGAACCGGGGAGCAGCGAAGAGAGCAGCCUUUCGCCCAAACUGAUCAGCCCUCCCACACCGGCGAUGUACAAGUAUCGCCCAGCUUUCAGUAACAAUCCAAAAGUACACUAUCAUGGAGCAUCUGAACAGAUCUCCAUACAAGACGGCCAUAAGCAAGCAGCCGUCAUGGAGGAGAAUGACAGCAGCCUCGAUUACCAGUCGGAACCGAGCGUUGAUAUCCCCAGCUAUCGGCAGAGCUCCCUCCACAAGACCUACCAGUCUUCUCCGCUCCAGAUAGACUCCUUUGCCGUCAAUUCGAGGUCUUUGAGCCUGAAAUCUGCCAGCCGGCGAGGGAUAGACAAAGUGUCCCUCCACCCCCUGAAGUCGGAAGGGGCUGCUUCCACACCUUACAAGAGCAUCUUUUCCCCCAACUCUUUGUCGAACAGGAACGGAAGUCUGUCUUACGACAGUUUGCUUAACCCCAUGUCCCCCUCAGGGAGGAGGUGCAUGGCUCAUUCCGCUGUGGGCUCCAUCGGGUACCACUCGCCAUAUUUGUCUGCCAAAAUGUGCCACCUGCGGGGCAGAGAGCUUCAGCGCCCACCCCCGCAGAGCUUCAGCCCUGUGCUGGGCAGCCCGGCCUCCCACCCGCGUGACCCCUCGCCGGUCCGCUACGACAACCUGUCGAAAACCAUCAUGGCGUCCAUUCAGGAGAGGAAGGAAAUGGAGGAGAGGGAAAAGCUCCUCCUCUCUCACCCAGACUCUGUGUUUGCAGACUCGGGGGUGUACGACACCCCUAGCUCUUACAGCCUUCAGCAGGUCAGCAUGCUGUCGGAAGACCCCCGUAGCAUCAUUUUGAGAUACGGCUCUAGAGACAAUCUGAUGACCACAAGCAGUUUUAGUGCGAGGAACCCUGUCCUGCAGGCCUCGGUCACUUCCCUCUCCAGUGCAAUGACCAGAACGUCAAGGACUUCCACUCCUUCCCUUCAAGCUGACCUAGCCAAUAACAAUGUCCAAGCCCACCAAGCGUUGCAGGGCCGGGUGAGCAAUGGCUCCUUCAAGUCUCCCGGCCAUCAAGUCCCGUCGUCCCCCAGUGGAAUAUCCAGGUCACCCUCGUACGGCCCAAAAGCGGUCUCGUUUGUUAAUGCUGUGGAAAUAACAGAGGCACAACCAAUGGGGACUCCAAGGGAGGACAUCCAGUUGAAGACACCUCACAGUAAAAUUAAUGGACAGCCAAAAGGAAUUUCAAGGGUAGAGUGUCGACUAGGGUCAACGCCAAGCCCCCAGGGACCCCCAGUCAGUCCUGCUAGGCACUCAAACGUUAAGAAAGUGUCUGGAGUGGGUGGAACGACCUACGAAAUUUCAGUAUAAAGGAGAAAUUCGUGAAACAAAGAGCCAUCCACAAAACCAGCCAUGAAGCUAGGUGCACUGUGAAAACUCAGAUAAUAAUGCCAACAAGAAGAGGAGGAGGAGAAGGAGCAGCUGAUGGUUUCCUUUCCGUUCCGUUUCAUGGGGGUGGGUUGGUUUUUGUUUUUAAAUUAAAAAAAGAACACUCCUUCUUUCUUUAAGCAACUUUGUUUUGGCCAAAAACCAGCUGCAGCCUUACUUGUGAAGACAUAAAACUUUGUACAACUCAUUGGAAAAAUCUCUCCGACAGGCAGUUGGGAACCAGCUCAGUCAAUCGACAGAUGUGCGGCACCAGGAGUCAGAGAUUACUCUUGCUUUUGUGGAAGAGGAUGGGAAAAGCCAUUGUGCGUUUGUCCAUCAAAUCCUGUCAUGUAGAUGUUGUACUGUGAUCUUAAAAAAACCCAGUUUGAUCGGGCUCAGUGGUUCUCCCCGUCCUGUCCCUCCAAGUUUGAUGGUGAUAUG
Molecule: messenger RNA, 2823 nt
Organism: Gekko japonicus
Lineage: Eukaryota; Metazoa; Chordata; Lepidosauria; Squamata; Gekkonidae
Gene: ZDHHC8
Product: zinc finger, DHHC-type containing 8
Exons: 11
Coding region: 64-2325 (753 amino acids)
Biological process (GO): protein palmitoylation
Molecular function (GO): palmitoyltransferase activity
Source: RefSeq, a predicted model, not a curated record